Lodderomyces oxycetoniae is the source of this 720-nucleotide messenger RNA. RefSeq lists its product as uncharacterized. Gene Ontology annotation, molecular function: inositol phosphoceramide synthase regulator activity. Bases 1 to 720 code for a protein of 239 amino acids. Gene Ontology annotation, cellular component: inositol phosphoceramide synthase complex; Golgi membrane. Lineage: Eukaryota; Fungi; Ascomycota; Pichiomycetes; Serinales; Debaryomycetaceae. Gene Ontology annotation, biological process: inositol phosphoceramide metabolic process. The transcript has 2 exons. The record is from RefSeq and is a predicted model, not a curated record.
AUGACUUUACCCACUGGUCUACAAUCCUUGCUACCGCAAAAAUUUCUAGGUUUUAUUCCCCUUUUCAUAGGCGUGGAAGUAAUUUUGGGAGUUACUAUACUUAAUAAAGCCAGUGGGUUGUAUGGUAUAUUAUCUCUAUUUACAGGACACCCUAUAAACUUUUUGCAAUGGCUAUAUAAUUCGUUAGCGUUGUUAAUGUUGCCAGUUUACGUUAUGGCUUCUAUUACAUUAGAGAACCAGACCAAGAGUCCUCGUAAGAUUUCUUUUGCCACUGUUGUUUUUUGCUUGGAUACGCUUAUUGGGACUUUUUACACCAUGUACUUUAUUUACUUUUGGUUCACAGAAGAUGGUAGUGGUGGUGGUGCAGCUAGACAUGUUAGAGCUGAGUCCCUGAUUUCAGCAUCGUCGCCACAAUCUGCUUCUCAGCAGAGGGAGUUAUUUUUCAUUUUUAGCACUACGAUAUUGACCACGGCUUUUAGGUACUAUUUCACCUUGGUCAUGUUGAGUUUUACCAAGAUUCUUUUGAAACAAAAUGCACAGGAACUUAGGUACAAGAUUGAAAGGACCCAAGAAAGUGAAAGCAGCUCAUCUGAGUUCAUCAUUGAGGAUCCAGAAGAAGCCGAGAUUGCUAACUCUACAGGUUUGAUGGGGGAGUUCAAGAAUGCUGUAUUUGACUUGGAAAUGCGAUCAAAGGAUUUACUUGACGAAAUAUUGAAUUGA